This is a messenger RNA of Diospyros lotus (date-plum), 2026 nucleotides long. RefSeq names its product CLP protease regulatory subunit CLPX1, mitochondrial. Gene Ontology annotation, cellular component: mitochondrial matrix. The coding region runs from base 271 to 1920 and encodes 549 amino acids. The record is from RefSeq and is a predicted model, not a curated record. Gene Ontology annotation, biological process: protein folding; proteolysis; protein catabolic process. Lineage: Eukaryota; Viridiplantae; Streptophyta; Magnoliopsida; Ericales; Ebenaceae. The transcript is spliced from 15 exons. Gene Ontology annotation, molecular function: ATP hydrolysis activity; ATP binding; ATP-dependent protein folding chaperone.
GAUAUUCUCAAGAUCUGAUGGACGUAUUAUUGCACACACACGAUGCAUCAGUGUUGUGUUUUUGCGUUUUGACAUUCCUUUCCCCCACUUCAAUUCCUCCUCGUUGGUCGGCAAUCUCAAAUUCUAACAAAUACCCACUUAAAUUCACCUCCAAUUCUCUCAGACCCAUGUCCCGAUUUUCCUCCCUAUCCCCUGUAUGAACCCCGAUACCCUUUUUUUAUCGUAGUAUUUUCCCUCUUCUUCCCGGAAAAUCCUGCACACCCACAAACCAUGGCUGUUGCGCUAAGGUCAAAGUCAUCCAGAUACGCCACUGCUUUCACGGCCUCUCACUUCAGAUACUUCAUACUCAACCACAUGCACGGUGGUCGCGUUCUAGCUGCUUAUUCCAAUUGCAGUACCAAAUUGGAUGAUUUCGUCGAUAGGCGUAGAUUUUUGCCUAGUUAUGUCAAGUGUAGGAGCAAAUCUGCGUAUGCUUGUGAGAUUUUGAAUUCGUAUGGCGACCCUCCUGAGGUUUGGCAGCCUCCCGGAGAUGGAAUUGCGGUCAGGCCUGGAGUGAAGUUGGUCCGGGUGACGGAUGGCGGUGGUGGCAGCUCCGGUUUGGGAGGUGGGUAUGGCUCGAAAUCUAAAGAUGGGUGUUGGGGAGGAUCCCAUUUGGGUUGUGAUUUUCCAACCCCCAAAGAGAUCUGUAAAGGGCUUGAUAAGUUUGUAAUUGGGCAGGAGAGAGCAAAGAAGGUGCUUUCGGUGGCAGUUUACAACCACUAUAAGAGGAUCUCUAAUGACUCUACACAGAAGCCUGCAGAAGACUCAGCCAAUGAAAAGAUGGCUGCAACAGAUGAUGAUUCAGUGGAACUUGAGAAGAGUAAUGUUCUUCUAAUGGGACCAACAGGCUCAGGGAAGACAUUACUUGCCAAAACUUUGGCACGGUUGGUGAACGUUCCUUUUGUUAUUGCUGAUGCAACUACGCUUACUCAGGCUGGAUAUGUUGGGGAAGAUGUGGAGUCAAUAUUAUACAAGCUCCUUAUGGUGGCUGACUAUAAUGUGGCAGCUGCCCAGCAAGGCAUUGUGUAUAUUGAUGAAGUUGACAAGAUCACUAAAAAGGCUGAGAGCCUCAAUAUAAGCAGAGAUGUAUCUGGUGAGGGUGUCCAGCAGGCUUUACUAAAAAUGCUGGAAGGAACGAUAGUUAAUGUUCCAGAGAAGGGCGCUAGGAAGCAUCCUAGAGGCGACAAUAUCCAGAUUGACACUAAAGACAUUCUCUUUAUAUGUGGGGGCGCCUUUAUUGAUUUGGAGAAAACUAUCUCAGAAAGGCGCCAAGAUUCUUCUAUUGGUUUUGGUGCACCAGUCCGUGCUAACAUGAGGAGCACUGGUGUUACUAGUGCUGUUGUGGCAUCAUCUCUACUGGAAACUGUAGAAAGCAGUGAUCUUAUUGCAUAUGGUUUGAUACCUGAGUUCGUUGGACGAUUUCCCAUUCUUGUAAGUUUGUCGGCACUCACUGAGGACCAACUUGUUCAGGUGUUAACGGAGCCAAAAAAUGCUCUAGGGAAGCAGUACACAAAGAUGUUUAAAAUGAAUGGAGUGAAGCUGCAUUUCACAGAAAAUGCAUUGAGAUUAAUUGCUACAAAAGCAAUAUCGAAGAAUACUGGAGCUCGGGGCUUAAGAUCCAUCUUGGAGAAUAUUUUGAUGGAUGCCAUGUAUGAGAUUCCAGAUGUAAGAACAGGGGACAGUAUUAUCGAUGGAGUUGUGGUGGAUGAGGAGGCUGUCGGAUUAGAAGGACAUGGAUGUGGAGCGAAAAUCCUUUAUGGGAAAGAUGCGUUGGCCCGCUAUAUUUCACAACAUAAACUAAAGGACUCAGAGACAAGCGCGGAAGGGUCUGAGGUGGAAUCCGAGGUGGAACAGGAGCUUCCUUCAAUUGUUGCUUUAUAACCCUCCCAGAGGCUUAUUCUGAUCUCGUUCAUGUACAAUAUAAAUUAUAUCAAUUCAAAUGAAACCACCAUUAAAAUUUAAUAGAUCAAAAAUGAAAUUAUUUGUC